This is a messenger RNA of Prionailurus viverrinus (fishing cat), 2560 nucleotides long. It is a transcript of the gene E4F1, whose product is annotated as E4F transcription factor 1. Gene Ontology annotation, molecular function: RNA polymerase II cis-regulatory region sequence-specific DNA binding; DNA-binding transcription factor activity, RNA polymerase II-specific. The record is from RefSeq and is a predicted model, not a curated record. Lineage: Eukaryota; Metazoa; Chordata; Mammalia; Carnivora; Felidae. The transcript is spliced from 14 exons. Gene Ontology annotation, cellular component: nucleus. The coding region runs from base 59 to 2419 and encodes 786 amino acids. Gene Ontology annotation, biological process: regulation of transcription by RNA polymerase II.
GCCCGUUGUUAUGACGACACGGUCGUAAAUCCGCCAUCUUCCUGCGGCGCGUUGCGACAUGGAGGGCGCGAUGGCAGUGCGGGUGACGGCCGCGCAUACGGCAGAAGCCCGGGCCGAAGCCGGGCGGGAGGCGGGCGAGGGCGGGGUCGCGGCGGCGGCGGCGGCCUUGGCUCCUGGCGGGUUCCUCGGCCUCCCGGCGCCCUUUAGCGAAGAAGAUGAGGACGAUGUGCACAGAUGUGGCCGCUGCCAGGCCGAGUUCACUGCCUUGGAAGACUUUGUUCAGCACAAACUCCAGAAAGUCUGCCAGCGGGCCCCUCAGGAGGCCCUGCCUGCCGCCCCUGCUGCUGCUGCGCUGCUGGGCCAGGAGGUGGUGCCAGCGGUGGCCGGCCCGGAGGAGCCCAUCACGGUGGCCCACAUCGUGGUGGAGACGGCCGCAUUAACGACAGACAUCAGCCACGCACCCGACAUCGUGGGCGGCGGACACAUCAAAGAGGUCAUUGUGGCCGCCGAGGCAGAGCCGGGGGACAACGAGAUGGCGGAAGCCCCGGGCAGCCCCAGCCGUCAGGGCCCGGGCCUUCCCGGGGAGGGCGAGCAGGCCCAGGUCAAGCUGCUGGUGAACAAGGACGGCCGAUACGUGUGUGCGCUGUGCCACAAGACCUUCAAGACGGGCAGCAUCCUCAAGGCCCACAUGGUCACCCACAGCAGCCGCAAGGACCACGAGUGCAAGCUGUGCGGGGCGUCCUUCCGGACCAAGGGUUCGCUCAUCCGGCACCACCGGCGGCACACGGAUGAGCGCCCCUAUAAGUGCGCCAAGUGCGGGAAGAGCUUCCGGGAGUCGGGUGCGCUGACCCGGCACCUCAAGUCUCUGACCCCGUGUACCGAAAAGAUUCGCUUCAGCGCGAGCAAGGACGUGCUUGUGGGCAAAGAGGACACGUCUGCAGGUCCGCGAGGAUCUGGCGCCUCCACCGUGGGGACCGUUACAUCAUCAUCGGUGACGGGGGAACCUAUGGAGACAUCGCCCGUGAUUCACCUGGUGACAGACGCCAAGGGCACUGUCAUCCACGAAGUCCACGUCCAGAUGCAAGAACUUCCCUUGGGCAUGAAAGCCCUGGCCCCAGAGCCCCCCGGCUCCGAGGAGCUUCCCUGUUCCGGUGAGGGUGGCCGUGAGAACCUGCUGCACCAGGCCAUGCAGAACUCCGGCAUUGUCCUUGAGCGUGUCACUGGAGAAGAGGGGGCCCUGGAGCAAGCCCCUCCCGCGGCGCCCAGUCCCCAGCCCCUGGGAGACGGUCCCCCGGAGCUGCCGCUGCUGGAGGUGGAGCCAGUGGAGACACAGGUGGCCAGCGGGCCCUCAGCCGUGCCUAGGACCCACCCGUGCCCUCAGUGCAGUGAGACCUUCCCGACGGCGGCCACCCUGGAGGCCCACAAAAGGGGCCACGCAGGGCCAAGGCCGUUCACAUGCGUGCAGUGUGGCAAGGCCUUCCCCAAGGCCUACCUGCUCAAGAAGCACCAGGAGGUUCACGUGCACGAGCGACGUUUCCGCUGCGGAGACUGCGGGAAGCUCUACAAGACCAUCGCACAUGUCCGCGGCCACCGGCGCGUCCACUCAGAUGAGCGGCCCUAUCCGUGUCCUGAGUGUGGCAAGUGCUACAAGACCAAGAACGCCCAGCAGGUGCACUUCCGGACGCACCUGGAGGAGAAGCCGCACGUGUGCCCGUUCUGUAGCCGUGGCUUCCGGGAGAAGGGCUCCCUGGUGCGGCACGUGCGGCACCACACGGGCGAGAAGCCCUUCAAGUGCUACCGCUGUGGCCGGGGCUUCGCCGAGCACGGCACCCUCAACCGGCACCUGCGCACCAAAGGCGGCUGCCUGCUGGAGGUGGAGGAGCUGCUGGUGGCCGAGGAGAGCCCCGCGGCCGCUGCCGCAGUCCUCACUGAGGACCCGCACGCCGUGCUGGUUGAGUUCUCUUCCGUGGUGGCCGACACCCAGGAGUACAUCAUUGAGGCUGCUGCGGACGACGCGGAGGCUAGCGAAGCCGCGGAGAUCAUUGAGGGAGCCCAGACAGAGGUGGACAGCCACAUCAUGAAGGUGGUACAGCAGAUCGUGCACCAGGCCAGCGCUGGGCACCAGAUCAUCGUGCAGAAUGUGACUAUGGAUCAGGAGGCGGGGCUGGGCCCAGAGGCGGCUGCCGCCGACACCAUCACCAUCGCCACCCCUGAGAGCCUGACGGAACAGGUGGCCAUGACGCUGGCCUCGGCCAUCAGCGAGGGCACCGUGCUCACGGCCCGUGCGGGUGCAAAUGGCGCCGAGCAGGCCACCGUGACCAUGGUUUCGUCGGAGGACAUUGAAAUCCUAGAGCAUGCGGGCGAGCUGGUCAUCGCCUCACCGGAGGGCCAGCUCGAGGUGCAGACGGUCAUUGUCUAGCGUGGCUGUCUGCAGGGUCCUGGGGGCUGGGCUGGGUAGGGGCGAGGGCCCAGAGAAGAAAGAACACAGAAUUCAGGUGUUCAGAGGGGAUGUGGGAGUGUAAAUAGUUUUUUGUUGCUUUACAAUAAAAUGUGAAAAUCU